AUGGUUCACAUAGAGCGUAAUUUCGCGGGCGAUCCUCAUGCAUCUCACGGCUACUGGGGACCGCCGACGUCGGUGGCCAAUUUCUGUGAAGAAGACUACGGCGUCACCUACUGGGUCGCCGAGGUGGUCAACAGCUUCACCAACCUAGCAUACGUGUACUGGGCAUUCAAGACGCUUUCGCCAGGGGAACGGCUGUGGUCGAGCACGGCGUUUCCCAACGUCGCGCUCUUCUUCGUGGGCGUGACCUCGUUCGCGUACCACUUGACGCUGAAAUAUAGCACGCAGAUCUGUGACGACCUCUCGAUGUUCUGGGUGUGCGCGGCCAUCAUCUAUGAACUGUACACGAUCGACCAGUCGCCCACGGCCCGGCUGCUGUUUGGAUCGACCUUGACCGUGGUACUGAGCGUCAUCAGCGCGGCGCACUACAAGAUGUACCAGCUGUGGCUUCACAACACGACCUUCAUUCUGCUGGUGACGGCCAUCUGGCCGCGCGUGCUCUUUCUCAUCCACCGUCGCUUCCAAGGCCCGGAGAAGCAGUACUGGCUCGGGCGGUUUCGCGUGGGCGGCCUAUGUUUCCUGGCCGGCUUCGUGGUCUGGCUGAUCGACGGAGCUGCCUGUGGCUGGCUGCGAGAUGCCAGGAACAGUAUUGGCCUGCCUUGGGCGUUUGCCCUGGAGCUGCACGGCUGGUGGCACAUUCUGACCGCGUUGGGAGCCGGGUAUUGUAUCCGUGUCACCAAGCAGUUGACCCGCGGAUCCGGGUCGGCUUGA
Capronia epimyces CBS 606.96 is the source of this 768-nucleotide messenger RNA. RefSeq lists its product as uncharacterized. Gene Ontology annotation, biological process: ceramide biosynthetic process; ceramide catabolic process. Gene Ontology annotation, cellular component: endoplasmic reticulum membrane. The transcript has 3 exons. The coding region runs from base 1 to 768 and encodes 255 amino acids. Lineage: Eukaryota; Fungi; Ascomycota; Eurotiomycetes; Chaetothyriales; Herpotrichiellaceae. The record is from RefSeq and is a predicted model, not a curated record.